This is a messenger RNA of Homalodisca vitripennis (glassy-winged sharpshooter), 710 nucleotides long. RefSeq names its product dentin sialophosphoprotein-like. Bases 45 to 710 code for a protein of 221 amino acids. The transcript has 6 exons. NCBI's taxonomy places the organism in Eukaryota, Metazoa, Arthropoda, Insecta, Hemiptera, Cicadellidae. The record is from RefSeq and is a predicted model, not a curated record.
CUAAUGAGAUUGUUUUAAACUAUCUAGAGACAGGACAUACAUUUAUGUCUGCAGACCAUUUCCAUCACCAAGUUAAUAAACAGAUAAAGUCAAAAGGAAAAAUGUAUGAUUUUGAAGACUUCAAAGAUGCUGUCAAAGCUAGUAACUCUGGAAAGGUUACUGUAAAGAGCAUGGAGCAUCAGGACUUUUUCACAGAAUUUAACUAUUCUUCACAGUAUAAAAUUAUGCAUAAAGUUCCUCGUCCAUAUCUUAGUGAAAAUGCAGACCAUCCAAACGAAGAUGAUUCUGGCGCUAGUUCUCUGGGGCUUUACGACUCGGAUGCCGACAAAGAAUUCUUCCCCGAUGAUGAGUCAACUUCUGAUACUAGCUCUCAUGAACUAUUCCCUGGCAACGAACCUGGCCCUCCUGACGAUACCGAUGAGGACAGGAAUUACGAUCCAGGCCAAGAAGAAGAGGAUUCAUCAGAAUCAUCUUUGUCAGAUGCUGAAGAACAAACACAAAAUUCAGAAACACCAAGACAAGGGAAGUCCAGCUUGGGUGAAGAUACGAACAACGACGAUCAAGUACAAGAUGACGAUGCCUCUGUGAUGGAAGAAUCUGCAAUCCAAGACGCUCCGUCUGAAGAAUCUCACCCAUCAUCGGCACUUUCACAGGAAGUAUCCGCUCUUCAUCAUCAACAACCUCGGCUUCCCGAGCUCCCUUACCUCUGA